AUGGUUUUAACAAGGAGCGCUGCGAAGAAAGGUCCUGCUCCUCAGAAAUAUUCGAAAGUAGAAGAAAUGCCUAACUCUUUUAUACCAUAAUAAUUUGAUAUUUUUAUGAUUUAAGCAAUUUUUAUUUUAAAUAAUUUUUUUUGUUCAUAAAAUUUUUAUCUAAUCAGCCAGAUUUUUUAUUAUUCAUACCGAUGGAGAAAGGAAAAGGUAAAGCUAAAGCUGGAGAACCUACAAAAAUAAAAGCAAUCAAAAAAGCAAAAGACGAAGAUUCCUCGUCAUCUUAUGAAAGUGAGCCAGAAAAAUCUCCAGAAUCCAGCUCAAGUGAAGAAAUAUAUAAAUCUAAAGCUAAAAAACCAAUACCCAAGAAAAAAAUUAUUAAAAGUAAAAAAGAGAAAUCUCCUCCAGUUUCUGAAGAAUCAUCUCCAGAUUUAUCAGCUCCAAAAACAAAGCUUAAUAAAAAAUCAGAAAAGCCUGUAACCAAAAAACCGAAAAAACAAAUCUCAGACUCUUCAAGCUCUUAUGAAUCAUCUUCUGGAUCUCCAAUUCCUAAAAAGAAAAAUUCAAAAAAUAUUAUCCCCGCCAAAAGGGCGAUAAAAACAAAGCAAAAGCCAAAAGAAAAAUCUCCAUCCCCAGAACUUGAUCAAAAACCUAUAAAAAGAUCAGAUAGCCCUCCUCCAUUACCUCCCAAGCCUGAGCCAAACAAAAAAAAAUCGCCUAGUCCUUCUACAGAAUUACCUAAAAAGCCUGAGCCAUCUAAAAAGAAAUCACCUAGCCCAGAGCCACCUAAAAUACAAGAAGCCCCAAAAGAAGAAAAAAUUGUUACGACUAUUCGUAAGGGCAGAGCCGCUGUUGACAGUUUUUUUCCAAAAGCCAAAGAUUGCCAUGUUUACGAUGACGGCACUAAAGUAUGGUCCUCUACCUUAAACCAAACAGACUUAAAAACCAAUGCAAAUAAAUUUUAUAUUAUCCAGUUAUUACAGUCAGAUUCAGAUGCCAAACAGUUUUAUGUUUGAAAUAGAUGAGGAAGAGUAGGGUAUGAUGGACAAAAUGCUUAUAAAGGACCAUGAAGUGAGCUAGAUAGGGCUAAGGCAGAGUAUCAGAAAAAACUGACUGAUAAAACAAGAGGAGGCUACGUAGAACUUGAAAUUAUGUAUAAUGAUGAAGAGGAAAAAACCGAAAAAGCUGAAGAAAAAAUAGUAAAAAAAGAAGAAAAAGAAGAAAAAGAAGUAGAAAGCAAGCUUGAUCGAAGGAUUCAAGAUUUAAUCAAAUUAAUCUUUGAUUUAAACGCAAUGAAACAAGUCCUUGCUGAAAUAGGAUAUGAUGCCAAAAAAAUGCCAUUAGGCAAGCUAUCGACAAAUAACUUGAAACAAGGCCUUGAAAUACUGAAACAAAUUGAGUCUGUUUUAGAUGGGAGAGAAAACAGCAGUCUUGAAGGACUUUCAAGCAAAUUUUAUUCUUUAAUCCCUCAUGAUUUUGGCUUUACCAAUGUUUGUAACUUUAUUAUAAACUCCAGACAACGCUUACAAGAAAAAAUCACAAUGAUCGAGUCUUUAACUGACAUGAAAAUUGCUACAAAUAUAAUUGAAUCAAAAGCAGUAGGGUCUCCUAUUGACCAGCACUACUUAAGAUUGAAUUGCGAUAUAACACCUAUUGAGAAAAACGACCCUACAUUUGCAAUAUUGAGCGAGUAUGUUUCAAAUACUCAUGCAAAAACUCAUAAUUCUUAUGGUUUAACUAUUUUAGAAAUAUUUAGACUGCAUAAAGCAGAGGAGGAUGAGAGAUUUACUAAUUCGUACAUUAUGGUAACAGGAAGGGCUUUUGCUGGUCGCGAUAUUUUAUUUAUAUUUAAAAUUUUGAAGCAAUUUUAAAGAAAUGGGUAUGCUAAUAAAUAGGUAUUGGUUGUAUAUCACAAAUUUCUUUAUCAAAAUAUUGCUAAUAAUUAAAAACAAAAGAUAUAUGCCUUAUUUUUGAAAAGGGGAGUAAGUUAGUUUAAGGUAUUUGGCCAUAAGCGACUAAGCCCACUAGCCGUUGCCUACCUUGGCUUCAAAAUCGUCUUUUGGAUUUUCAUCCUAUGCCACCUACUCAAGGGAUUAGCUGCCUAGGGCAGAGCCACUGUCUGUGAGGUGCCCCCCGAUAGUCCUGAGAAGAAGAAACUAUAUGACCUGCAAAGCCUCUCUAACCAUCUGGAGGGACAGGAAAAACUCUGGGACAAAAACAAAAACUUCUUCUUCGGCAAGGCAAAUUUAAGGUCUACUUCAGAAGGGACAGAGGCCCUGCUUUCAGCUUCACCAGUAUGGGUCCUACCUACUCCAUAAGUUAAAUUUCCACCAGCGUCACCAUUUUAUUUCUUCAAAAGGAGUAAGGACAUUGGAAAUAGCAUGCUUCUGUGGCAUGGAAGCAGGCUGACAAACUGGGCAGGAAUUUUAUCACAAGGACUAAGAAUUGCCCCUCCAGAAGCACCAGUAAGUGGUUACAUGUUUGGCAAAGGUGUCUAUUUCGCAGACAUGGUCUCCAAAUCCGCCAAUUAUUGCUUUACAAAUAGAGAAAAUAAUAUUGGAAUAAUGCUGCUAUGUGAAGUAGCAGUAGGAACUCCUUGUAUGAAGAUGACAGCUGAUUGCAAUGCAGCUAACCUUCCUCCUGGAGCACAUAGUACAAAAGGGUGUGGCAGAAAUGCUCCUCCUGCUACGUCUUAUAUUGACUUUGAAGGCUGCAAAGUACCAAUUGGAAACGGAGAAGAAACAGGAUAUAACGGGUCUCUCCUUUACAAUGAAUAUAUCGUCUAUGAUGUGAAACAAGUAAAAAUGAAGUUUCUUUUCAAGAUGAGAUUUGACUAUAAAUUCACUUACAGAACUUUAAUUUGACAAUCUAUAUUUUAAAAAAAAUAAAUAAUUUAGGAUAAAAUUGAUAUUAUGUAUUGCAUAAAUUUCUUAUCAUGCUUAUGUCAUUUUGAAUUUGGUAUGUGAAAACCAAAUAUGCAUUUUCAAAACGCAGAUUUUAGUACGGCAAAUUAAUAAUUUGGAAUUUCAUAUGAAAAUGGCGCGUCCAUAAGAAAUUUUACCAACGGAUUAUAAUAUUAUAAAGAAGAAGUUAG
Blepharisma stoltei is the source of this 3091-nucleotide messenger RNA. NCBI's taxonomy places the organism in Eukaryota, Ciliophora, Heterotrichea, Heterotrichida, Blepharismidae. The record is from the annotation of a GenBank genome assembly.